Molecule: messenger RNA, 778 nt
Organism: Pararge aegeria (speckled wood butterfly)
Lineage: Eukaryota; Metazoa; Arthropoda; Insecta; Lepidoptera; Nymphalidae
Product: trypsin, alkaline B-like
Exons: 4
Coding region: 5-766 (253 amino acids)
Biological process (GO): proteolysis
Molecular function (GO): serine-type endopeptidase activity
Source: RefSeq, a predicted model, not a curated record
CAAAAUGCGUGUUCUUUUGCUGUUACUUUUGGGCGUAGUCGCCGCAACAGCUGCAUCCACAAGGAUCAUUGGCGGAAGUAAUGUCGAAAUAAGUCAGUAUCCUUAUGUUGCCGCUCUCUUAUACUCCAGGACAGGAUCCGGCACUUUUUACCAAACAUGUGGUGGCAUUUUAAUCACUAAUAGGUGUAUCCUUUCUGUUGCUCAUUGUUCCUUUGGCCACCCUCCAACCAAAUGGCGUGCCCGAGUGGGUUCAACUAGAAGCAGUACCGGUGGCCGUGUGUACAAUUUCAACAGAAUUACCACUCAUCCCUCGUUUAAUGCAUUUACCCACGAUAAUGAUGUUGCACUUCUCCACACCGGGGUCAACAUAGCUAUUGGCGGUAACAUCCAACUGGCACAAAUUGCUGGUGCAAACUAUAACGUUCUCGACAAUAGCCCCGUGUGGUCGGUUGGAUGGGGACUCGUCAGUUGGGGCGGCCUACCGUCAGAUCAGCUUCGUCAUGUCCAAAUUUGGUCUGUCAACCUGGCAACCUGCAGGCAACGGUACGCUGGAUCCGGACGAAAUGUUACUGAUAACAUGAUGUGCUCGGGCUGGCUGGACAUCGGUGGACGAGAUUCGUGCACCGGUGACGAAGGCGGCCCCCUCGUCCACAACGGGGUCGUCGUCGGAAUGCCAUCCUGGGCGUACAUGUGCGGAACUGCGCGCUACCCUCGCGUCAACACCCGCAUAUCACGAUUCAUAAACUGGAUAUUACAAAACGCUUGAUGCUCAAAGUUU